Messenger RNA from Neltuma alba, 1125 nucleotides. Its product is annotated as chlorophyll a-b binding protein of LHCII type 1-like. Gene Ontology annotation, cellular component: membrane. The transcript has a single exon. Gene Ontology annotation, biological process: photosynthesis, light harvesting. The record is from RefSeq and is a predicted model, not a curated record. Bases 178 to 972 code for a protein of 264 amino acids. NCBI's taxonomy places the organism in Eukaryota, Viridiplantae, Streptophyta, Magnoliopsida, Fabales, Fabaceae.
ACAACAGGACGAUAGAAAUUUGGACAUUGGAUCUCAUAAGAAAAUGACAUCUCCCCAUUUCAAGCUAUAUAAAGACCAUCUAAGCCCAAUGUUUGCAUCAAUUACCAGUUCAAACUCGAUUUAAAGUUCUUUUCUUGAACUAUUCUGUCAUUUUAGAACCACAACUGAAAUUUGAAAAUGGCUGCUUCAACAAUGGCUCUCUCAUCUUCAUCAUUAGUUGGGCAGGCAGUGAAACUAGCUCCCUACACCCCUGAGCUUGGAGUCGGAAGAAUCACCAUGAGGAAAACAGCCACCAAGCCUGUUUCCUCUGGAAGCCCAUGGUACGGCCCAGAUCGUGUCAAGUACUUGGGCCCAUUCUCUGGUGAGCCCCCCUCCUACUUGACUGGUGAGUUCCCAGGUGACUACGGUUGGGACACUGCAGGGCUCUCUGCUGACCCAGAGACCUUUGCUAGGAAUCGUGAGCUUGAAGUCAUCCAUGCUAGGUGGGCCAUGCUUGGAGCUUUGGGAUGUGUCUUCCCUGAGCUGUUAGCCCGUAAUGGUGUCAAAUUUGGUGAGGCUGUGUGGUUCAAGGCUGGAUCCCAAAUCUUUAGUGAGGGUGGGCUUGACUACUUGGGCAACCCAAGCCUGAUUCAUGCACAAAGCAUUCUUGCCAUCUGGGCUUGCCAAGUGAUCUUGAUGGGUGCUGUGGAGGGUUACCGUAUUGCUGGUGGACCUCUUGGAGAGGUGACCGACCCACUUUAUCCCGGGGGAAGCUUUGACCCACUGGGCUUAGCUGAUGACCCAGAGGCUUUUGCUGAGUUGAAGGUGAAGGAGAUUAAGAAUGGAAGAUUGGCCAUGUUCUCGAUGUUUGGAUUCUUUGUUCAAGCCAUUGUGACCGGAAAGGGCCCAUUGGAAAACCUCACAGAUCACCUUGCUGACCCAGUGAACAACAAUGCUUGGGCCUACGCCACAAACUUUGUUCCCGGGAAGUGAACAAAACAUGUACUACAUUAUCAUUACUGAGAGCAAAGAAAACGCACCAGAGUUAAUGAGAAUGAUUUAUGAUUUGCAGAAGGGUCUAGUAGGACAUGUAUCGAAAUCUGUUUCUGCCGAAAAUAUGAAUUAUAUGAAUGAAUUUACCUUCUA